UCGCAGUAAAGAAACAAAUGAGAUAAAAAGAUCGCCGCCAAUAUUUCACAGUCACAGUGUUAUUGAUUAGAUUCUUUUAGACACAUAUGGCUGAACAAUAUUAUCGUCUGGUGAACAGAAAAUAAAGAGAGAAAGGGAGGUUGUUAAAAGAAUCAUUCGGGUGUUAAUGACAGGCAGCUGUUUUUAUUCCUCUAGGGGGGGUAUAGUAGUCGUCCCUUAGGAAGUGGGUAAAUGGCAGGGGGUCAUCUCGGUCGUCUAGUUUCCGCCCGUUUUCCCACGUCACGUCAGUCAACUGUGCGAGCAAUAGAUGGCGUUUAAAUGGCGAUUGCCCAUCGGGAUCCAUACCAGUGGUCCAUCCACUGUGUAGGAGAGGGGGGCGGAGUCUCUUUUUGGGCAUGCGCUGUCAACAGGAAGAAAAGCUGCUGCUUCCAACCCUACCAGAGACUCUUUACUACACAAGAGUCGUAGUAGUCGGCUGGUUUUACACAGACAUGCUUCCAUGUCCCUUUUGAGUGGUGUGGUGUGUUGUUUUUGCCUUUUGCUCUAGAUUUUUUCCUGUCCGACCCAGUAGAGAGUGGCCAACGCUGUUUGAUCGACAAUACAGUCGUCUUAAAAGUGCUGUGAUUUAAUUUGAAAACUGAACGAAUUUGAUUUCGAAUUGAAAAAUUUAUUUUUCAAUUCGCCAAUACUAGAAAACAAGAAACGAGAAAGUUUGACACGAGAUUUCUAUCAAGUGUGUGGGUCAGUUAGUUUUGAUUGAUUUGAUUUGGAUUCCGAAUCGAAACCCCCAACAGCCGCCAAACUGUGGAGCGCCGGAGCAUUCUUCCUUCCUCCGCAAGGAGUCUACUAUCCGCACAUGGUGCAGGCCGGAUUGGCUCCGCCCUAUGCCCAGUACGGACAGGGCGGAGGUGAUGCAGCGGCGCUGGCCCAAGCGGCUGCCCAGGCGGCGGCUCAGGCAGCGGCGGCCCAAGCGGCCGGUGUCGCCGUUCCGACCAGCCAGGGCCCAAACAAUGUCGGCGGUGGCGUAGGUGGCGGCGGCCCCAACUGCGGGGGCUUGAAAUUGGAGAAGGACGACGCCAACGGAUCCAUGGCCAUGACCAUGGCCUCGACCAGUUCGUGUAAUACUUCAACGUCCACGAGCUGCGUCCUAUCGGGGUCAGUGGGAGUGCCGUCACUCGGCUCCCAGGCCGCAGUGGCAGCCGCUUUGGACAGCCUUUCCGGCGGAGCCGCAGCAGCUGCUCUUAGUCUCGGAGGCAUCGAUCAAUCUUCACUAGCCGCGGAAUUGAAUGCGGCAUUCGGAUUGAACUUGUCGCAUCAGCUAGGAGCCGGACAGCAACAACAGCAGCAGCAACAGCAGCAGGACGUGAUGGUGGGCAAUGGUGAUGUCAAUGGCGAUCCUAGCGGUUGCGUAGCGGCCGCAGCGGCUGCGGCUCAGGCCGUGGCGGCUGCCACCAACACGGGCUGCUCGGUCUCAUCCAGCAACACAACACCAACGUCCGGAAUGAUCACCACCAUUGACCUGUCAUCGGGAUCUUCGUCAUCGGUCGGCGUCGGCUCUGGAGUGGUGGUGCAGACGAGCGGAGCCGGAAGCGUCGCCGGCGGCUCUUCCUCUCCCAAAGAGAUGCCCAAACGCCUCCACGUUUCCAACAUCCCCUUCCGCUUCAGGGAUCCCGAUCUGAGAGCCAUGUUCGGGCAAUUUGGACCCAUCCUCGACGUGGAGAUCAUCUUUAACGAGCGCGGAUCCAAGGGGUUCGGUUUUGUAACGUUCGCAAGUAGUGCUGAUGCGGACCGCGCACGAGAGAAGCUUCAUGGCACCGUGGUUGAGGGACGCAAAAUUGAGGUCAAUAACGCGACGGCCAGAGUACAAACCAAAAAACCCGCCACUCUUCCUAACGAAGAGCAAGAAUUUAAGUCAUCCCAAUUCCACUUGGGACUGGAAGCCGCUGCAGCUUUGCGAGGCGUUGCCCUUCAACGCGGACGGGUCCAGCGAGCCGCUGCGGCCGCUUCCUACCCUGCAGCUGCUGCCGCCGCUGCUGCCGCCGCUAUGGCCCGACCUCAGCUCACUGCCGCUUCGCUACAGGGAGCGUACUACGAUAAUUUGAUGGCCCAGGUCCAAGCCCAAGCGCAAGCCCAGGCCAGCGACGCCUACAGACUGCAGGUAGGACAACAAUAUCAGCAACUGGCAGCAGCAGCCGCCGCGGCCGCCGCUACUCAGCGACCGCCCACUCUCUCGCCGUCGCUUGCAUCCGUACUGUCACGCAACUCCCAGUCCACAACGUCGCAACAAAUUCAGGCGGGCUAUCUGAGUCAGGCCGCCGCUGCUGCCAAUUACACCGCGGCGGCCAAUGCGGCAGCCCGGGCUUACGGAGCCGCUGCAGCUGCCCAACCUUCAACAAUGGCCGCCUACGCUGCCGUCCCCGCAAAUUACGGAGCCGAUCCGUAUUUGGGGCACAGCAUCGGACCGGUGCCCACGUACGGAAUUAGCAAUUCCGCCGAACUGCAAUCCGUCAACAAAUUGGCUGCCAUGUACCGAAGUAGUUACAACAGAUUCACACCCUAUUGAGAGAAUCUCCCGGAAGUGAACGACGUCGGUGAAGAAAAGAAACAAAAGAAAAAAGGAGGGAGAGAUAUAACAAAUUGAGUAAAAAACCAAACCCGACCCGCUGCCGUAUUUUUCCUUUUUAAUUGUUGAGUGUUUUGGUGUGUGUGUGUGAGUGUGUGGCCAGUAGUCGUUUCCCUUCCGUUCGUUCGGUCGUCUCACACGAAAAAUCACCAGCGCGCACAAAAGACAAACCAAAAAAUAACCAGCCCCGAAACGCACAAAAAUUUCUCACAUGUGGUGACACAUGGGGGGGCCGGCCCAAAGUAUUUCAACUUUCUCCUUUUUUAAUUUUUUAAACCAAAAAAAUCAAGCACAACAACUGGGAGAAAGAAGAAAAAGAAGAGUGGGCAGUUUGUUGGGUCCCUCGGUCCUCUUUUUAAUUAUUUUCUCGACUCCUGAAAUUUUGUUUCUCUUCUCCUUUUUGUUUCACAGUCAAAAAUUGUGUUGGCCUCUCUCUCUCUUCGUUCGAGGCUUCCAACAACAAAAACGUAUACCAAAUAAGAGCCUAACGGACCUCGUUUUCCUCUUUCGCUUUCUCCUCCUACUCGCCUCCACGCCCAAUUUUCAGAAGAAAAAACAAAAAUUCUCUUUUUUUUUGAUAUAACAAAAAGAUAAAUUACUCGGAAUCGUUCGUCUACCCCCCUCAUAUUUGAAUUUACUCAGAUGACGUCCCCGUACACACAAAACAGAAGAAAUACUCUCGAGAGUGAUAUAAUAUUUAACAGAAAAACAAAAAGAUGCGCACGUGUAUUUGUUUCUUGACACACAAAUUCUCCUACCGAGUUGACUCGAUUUUUCUUUUAAGAGAGGAGAAAUUUAAUUUUAGCACAAAACAAAUUAGCAGAAAAAUUGUAUUUCUCACGCUCUUCCGGCUCAAACGACGAUUUUUUUAAAUUAUUUUUAUUUUCUUGUUUUGGUGUUUUGACGGCCAGUCGAGCGGCUCUCUCUCACCGAGUCCCCUCCUCCUCUCUCACCUGUUUAUUUCAAAAUCGUUUUUU
Molecule: messenger RNA, 3600 nt
Organism: Daphnia pulicaria
Lineage: Eukaryota; Metazoa; Arthropoda; Branchiopoda; Diplostraca; Daphniidae
Product: RNA binding protein fox-1 homolog 1-like
Exons: 12
Coding region: 857-2563 (568 amino acids)
Biological process (GO): regulation of alternative mRNA splicing, via spliceosome; nervous system development
Cellular component (GO): nucleus; cytoplasm
Molecular function (GO): mRNA binding
Source: RefSeq, a predicted model, not a curated record